AUGGGCGGAAGCAGCAAGAUCUGUUCUGUGUUUCAGUACAACGGCGUCUGCUUGCAAGGCCCCAGUGGCGUUCCUGGACGGGAUGGAAACCCGGGAACCAACGGGAUCCCUGGGACACCUGGGAUCCCUGGACGGGACGGGCUGAAGGGGGAGAAGGGCGAGUGCAUGCGCGAGAGCAUCGAGGAGUCCUGGACGCCCAACUUCAAGCAGUGUUCGUGGAGUGCGCUCAAUUACGGCAUCGAUCUCGGGAAGAUAGCAGAAUGUACGUUUACAAAGAUGCGCUCCAACAGUGCUCUCCGCGUUCUCUUCAGUGGGUCGCUUCGGCUAAAAUGCAAAAAUGCCUGCUGUCAGCGCUGGUACUUCACUUUUAAUGGAGCAGAAUGUGCCGGGCCACUUCCUAUUGAAGCCAUAAUAUAUUUAGAUCAAGGAAGCCCAGAGCUGAAUUCUACUAUUAAUAUACAUCGAACUUCUUCAGUGGAAGGCCUGUGCGAAGGGAUCAAUGCCGGCUUGGUGGAUAUUGCCAUCUGGGUUGGGACUUGCUCAGAUUAUCCACGGGGAGAUGCUUCUACUGGUUGGAAUUCAGUCUCCCGAAUCAUCAUUGAAGAACUGCCAAAAUAA
Egretta garzetta (little egret) is the source of this 618-nucleotide messenger RNA. RefSeq names its product collagen triple helix repeat containing 1 (gene CTHRC1). NCBI's taxonomy places the organism in Eukaryota, Metazoa, Chordata, Aves, Pelecaniformes, Ardeidae. The transcript has 3 exons. The coding region runs from base 1 to 618 and encodes 205 amino acids. The record is from RefSeq and is a predicted model, not a curated record.